UCAGCUGCCGGCGCUGUAUGUCAUCGCGCGUUUCUCGUGCCGAAGCUUCGUCGAGCGGUCCACGUGCUCUUCCGCGACAUCCACGGUAACCGCGCGUCUACCGACCCCUACGCACGUUACGUUCUUAGUGUCACGGGACUCGCGCAACCUGACAGCCGGAACACUCGGCCACUUUCCGCACCCAGUGGCAGUCUGGAUAUUCCCGUUCGUGAAGAUGACGCCGCGGCCGAUCGCAUAGAUCGUCUGACCACGGGCCAUGCUGCUGUUUUGCCAGCGUACCGACCACUACGUGGUCAUCUUCCUGUUCCAGAUACUGACCGUCAUCUGCGCAGUAUUGACGGACGACCCAAAUUUCGCUGAGCCUAUACCUAAUGUAACGGUAUCACUAGGGAGAGAUGCAUCCCUUCCAUGUGUAGUCAACAAUCUUGGCACGUACAAGGUAGCAUGGAUUCAUAUCGAUCGACAAAUGAUUUUGACUAUUCAUCGGCACGUAAUAGCUAGAAUACCACGGUUCGGGAUUACACACGAUAGCCAAAAAACAUGGUUGUUGCACGUCAAAGGUGCGCAACCUGAAGACAGAGGCUAUUAUAUGUGCCAAGUUAACACGAACCCCAUGAUUAGUCAAGUUGGAUACCUACAAGUGGUUGUACCACCAAAUAUCAUCGAUGAAGAAAGUUCUACAUCGUCCGUUUCGAUCAGAGAAAAUCAAAAUUUAUCGUUGACUUGUAAGGCAGAAGGAUCUCCAACGCCAAAAAUAAGUUGGAAAAGAGAAGAUGGAAAUCACAUAGCAACGGAUCGAAAAAAAAAAGCCGUGGAGAAACUUUAUGGUGACACGUUGAAUUUGACGAGAGUCAACAGAGCGGAUAUGGGCGCGUAUCUGUGUAUCGCCAGCAACGGAGUACCCCCGUCAGUUAGCAAACGCAUUAUACUCGACGUUGAAUUUUCGCCGAUGAUUUGGGUGCCGAAUCAAUUGGUCGGUGCUCCGUCCGGCACGGACGUGACGAUCGACUGCCAGACCGAGGCGCACCCGAAGUCGAUAAACUAUUGGUCGUUUCGCGACGCGAAAACAAUGCUGUUCCCCAACAAGAAGUACGUGACGUCGGACACGGAGAACAGUUACCGCAUCCAUAUGCGGCUCACCAUCAGGGACCUGGGGCAGUCGGAUUUCGGCAACUACAAGUGCAUAUCCAAGAACUCGCUGGGCGAGACCGAGGGCUCCAUCCGACUUUACGAGAUACCAAAACCUUCUUUAGCCCCAAAAAGUGCAUCGGAACUCAAUCGGCCGAAUAAAGACGGCAAUUUGGGUCCCAGCAGUUACAGUCGGUCCCAGAUCGUAAUAACCGUAUUCGGUGUGGUCAUGUGUUUCACGUCCUCGCAUCACAUACCAUCAUGAACGGCUCAACAUCCUUAUAUCAUAUUAUUAUAGCUAAUUUUUUUUUUUGUUUUGUUGUAAAAAUUUGAAUACAAUACUAUUAUUAUUAAUAUUAUUAUAAUAUCCAAACGCAGGUUAAGUAUGUUACAAAAACUCAAAAAAAAAUAGG
Molecule: messenger RNA, 1541 nt
Organism: Sipha flava (yellow sugarcane aphid)
Lineage: Eukaryota; Metazoa; Arthropoda; Insecta; Hemiptera; Aphididae
Gene: DIP-delta
Product: lachesin
Exons: 8
Coding region: 257-1393 (378 amino acids)
Cellular component (GO): neuron projection
Source: RefSeq, a predicted model, not a curated record